This is a messenger RNA of Anneissia japonica, 2269 nucleotides long. RefSeq names its product WD repeat-containing protein 53-like. NCBI's taxonomy places the organism in Eukaryota, Metazoa, Echinodermata, Crinoidea, Comatulida, Comatulidae. Gene Ontology annotation, molecular function: protein binding. The transcript is spliced from 2 exons. The record is from RefSeq and is a predicted model, not a curated record. Bases 151 to 1230 code for a protein of 359 amino acids.
GGGUAUCACAUAGGCUAAAAAUUACAGAUAGCCAAUCGUUUUCUCUGACAGUUUACAGAUACAUUCAUGACAUGUGCUCUGCAUGUUUGUGGUCAACAAAAACAAAAGUGUGUUUUAAUUUUGGAUUGAUUGUAAACAAUCGGAAAAUAGAUGGCAACAACUGCUGUAGCCAAAUGGGCUGAUGGCCACACUGACUCCAUCAUCUCUGUAGCACACAACAACAGUACCUUGGCAUCUGGUGCAGAGGAUCAUCAUAUUUGUCUCUGGUCAGAUGAAGGAAAAGUUCACUCCAAGCUUAAUCUUCAAGAUGAUGUCACAGGCAUAUGCUUCCAGACAUCUAACCCAAAUAUACUCUACGCUGCAAGUGGAAAUAAACUUAACCUACUGGACAUUCGUGAUUUUAACCAUGUUCAGAGUUGUAAAGAAUUUAAUUCUGAAGAAAUAAAUCAAGUUGACAUCAACCAGAAAGAAACAUUCAUUGUAACAUGUGAUGAUUCUGGCGCUGUGAAAGUUGUUGAUAUGAGAGAGAUGCGAUUGUUUAAGACAUUGCAACGGCACAAGAAUAUCUGUACGUCUGUCAAAUUUCAUCCAACGAAAGGCUGUGAGCUUAUAUCUGCCGGUACAGAUUGCAUCGUGAACUCUUGGGAUUUUAUUAAAGGUCGCAACCUUGGCUCACUUGAUAUGCAUGAAUGCCAAUCAACUGAGGAUGAUAGCAUUCCAGCUGAGAUGUAUAUGGUCAACCCCCCUCUUGUUUAUUCAAUUGAUGUCACUCAUGAUGGGUCAUCGGUAAUAUGUGGACUUGAAAAUGGCAAGGUGCAAGUACUGGAAUUGGUUGGCAGGGGGAAGUUUGAACCACUAUGUGAUCUCAGUGGUCACAGAAGAGGUGUGUCAAAAGUAGAGAUAUUUCAGGCCAGGUCAAAAGAAUUCAUUAUUUCUGGUGGAAAUGAUGGAAGGGUUAUUUUGUGGAAUGGUAGUGAACAAAAAUAUAAUCCACAUACAAAUCACAAGAGGAAAAGCAAGAGAGAAGGAACGGGAGGAACUUCCAGUAAACCUAUGAAGGACUCCACAGCAGGAGCUUCCUCACCCUCAUACACAGCAGUUUCGCAAAUUGAACAUGGUAACAAGAUUAACUCUUUGAUGGCGGUGGUUGAGAAUAAGAUUAUUAUUUAUGUUGUUGAUCAGACAGAAAACAUCAGUUUGUAUGAUCUAUCAAAAAGCAUUGGUCUUUAAUCAGCACAAACAAAAGUCAUAUUUACAACAAGAGCAAUCUCUCCAUAGAGUGCAUACCUCUGCCCUGUGCCUGAAUACUGAACAAUAUGCAGGCUGUGUAUGAUGGUCGAUUCCAUUAUUUUCUGUCCCGUGCCUCAUGAAUACUGAACAAUAUGCAGGCUGUGUAUGAUGGGCGAUUCCAUUAUUUUCCGUCCUGUGCCUGAAUACUGAACAAUAGGCAGGCUGUGUAUGAUGGCCGAUUCCAUUAUUUUCUGUCCCGCUCCUGAAUACCAAACAAUAUGCAGGCUGCGUAUGAUGGGCCAUUCCAUUAUUUUCGUUUAUGCUCAGGAACUAAAAUUUAAAAAAAAAAUUAAAGGGAGUUUUGGUGACCUUGACCUUUUCUUCCUAAAAUUUAAUCAUUUCUUUAUGUUUUAGCUGUUCUUGUUUUUUUGAUGUAUAUUGUAAUCAUUUGUAUAAUUUUUGUUUUUCGGAUGCACCUUUGUUUGCCACUGAUGUAAAAGUGCAAGUCCAAAUAAAUAAAUAAACAAAUAAAUAAUGUACUAUUUCCACUAAAUUUUAUGAUGAACCAUUCAUUUUUUUUUUGCAUAGUAAUUACUAAAAUACAGACAUCAGUGAAUACAGUACAUAACAUCCUUUGGCAGGCGUAAUAAUGUUGGAUAAUUUUGAUGCAAAAUACUGCACAUGAUAAACCUACUCUUCGUCUUCUUUGAUUUAGAAAGGUAUUAUAUACUCAAUAUACCUCCGAUAAGUUUUAAAAUUACUGUGUAAUCAAUAUUAUAUGAAGUAAUGUGCAUAUUGUAGAACCAAUUAAUCAAUAAUAAACCAAGCGCAAUUUGAUGUAAACUUACUGCAAGCUUUCAUCCAUGUUGUCAACAUGACUUCAUGAGCUAGCAUCUGUUGUUUGUGCUUGGUUUAUUAUCAAUUAAUAAACAGAUCUACAAUCAUUAUAUAAGCAAACCAGAUGAAACAAUUUGAAUAUUAAUGUCCAUAUCGUAUAUGAUUAAAAUGUCUUUAUAUAAAUAAAUUUUAAAAAGCUCAA